AUGACCAUCUUCUCAAAACCUACACGACUUUCUAACCCGUUAGCCGUGGCCGGUAAUUUUCAGCCUAACCCGAGUCUUGACCGUCUGGUAAACUUCUUGAACUCGGUAUCUGGGACUGACAAGGUUUUGAUGGGAUCAUUGGCCCAACGUAUUGCAAACUUAAGUGGCCCAGUGUCGGACUUUAGGAUCUUCCUUCGCUACUAUGGUCUUCUUCCUUUAGUUCAAUGGAUGAUCCAUAUUGAACAUCAUCCCCCAGUAACACCACUCCUUUUAAAUAUUGAGCGUGUUCAAAAUUUUACCAUGAUCCUUUAUUACCCUCUCGAACACAUUUGGUGGCUUGCGGAUCAUAAGGUCAUCAAUAUGUCUGAUGCACAGAUGAAUAAAAUUGGAAUGUGGAGCUGUCGUUUUUGGGCGGCUUAUGUCAUCCUCCAACUUUGGCAUCUCGCUUCCGAAUGGAGCACGCAUAAAAGACGAAAGCGUGAUAUGAUUAAAAAGGUGGAUGGUGAUGAAGAAGAAAUCAGGCGAGAAAAACGGGCGCUUAAAGCAGAAGGAGAGAGGAUCAUAAGGGAUACGGUUAUUAAUAUUAGUUAUUUGCCGUUGACUAUUCAUUGGUCGAUUGAAAAAUCAUCUUUUCCAGAUGUCGGUGUCGGUAUUUUUGUGGAAAAAUCGGAAAAGAUCAAACAACAUUUAUCAUCACAAGUUGUAUCCACCAAAUUGGUUAUACCCACUUAUCUUCUCAACAUCACCAUGAAUACCAACGCACGUGCAUUCGUUCCACAAAACAUGGCUACGAGGACAAACAAUCCUCCUUCAACACCCAUCUCUCGUGCUCAACGUCCGACUGGACGAAACGUCGCAUCGAAUCAGAGUUCGCUCCAGCCUGAGUCGAGAAGGAAUGGCCCAAAGAAUCAAAAUUAUCAUACUCAAGGGGAUCCAAAUGCCCGUUUGAGCGUAAUUAACAAUAAAAGGAAUAAUAAUUCUCGCCGUAACAAAAAUCGUCAUUCUCAUCAUCAACAGCGUCAUCCAUCUGAUGCAGAUGCUGAUGUGAAAAAUGGAGACAAAAGUAGUAGCCAUUCCUCUGGCGAGAAUGAUUCAGGUCAAGCUGAUGAAUCGCAUUCUCCUGUCACUACAGUUACCACAGCUCUGAGUGAUAUGGCCAUGAAUGAUAAGGAUCCCUUAGCUUAUGGUGCUCCCAACAGGAGAGGACAAAUUUCUCUUAAUCAUCUUUUGAAUUUCUCAUUUCCUCCGAGACAAAGUUCUAAUGCCAAUGUUCCUCGAAGGCAGAGAGCAAUUAAUUAUCAACCUUACAAUAAAGAACGUUUUUUGAAUGCAAAUUUUAGGUUCCUCGUCAAAUCGAUGGGUGAUUACACCGUUUAUCAAGCUGAUCCGGAUCUAUUGCUCAACUGGCAAGACAUCGAGCAAGUGAUUAUAACUAAUCCCAACAUUCCCGGCUGCCCAAUUUGUCUGCAACAACCAACCGCAGCUCGUGUUACCAAAUGCGGUCACACAUAUUGUCUUGCUUGUAUUCUUCAUUAUUUGCAAUUGAAUGAUGACGAAGACAGGCCAAACAAAAAAUGGCGCAAGUGUCCUAUUUGUUGGGAUGCUGUAUACUCCAAGGACCUUAAAAGCGUCAGAUUUUGGACCGUCAGAACGAUCGGUAAAGUAGGUGGUGGAUUGACAAAAGGAGAGGAGAUGCUUACCAUGAGACUCAUUCAACGACCUGCGAAUUCGACUGUCGCGCUACCGCGUUCAUCAACAUGGCCACUCCGUGAUGACAAUACCAAUGUACCUUCAGCCCCUUGGUAUUUUACCCCUAACGCGCUCGCGUUUUCAAAGCUGACACUUGUUUCAAUCGAUUACAUGCAAAGUGAAUAUGAUCGCGAUUUAAGCGAUUUAGAGGAUGCGUUACAGGAAGCUCAUAAUUGGAAUUCAAGCGAAGAAAUCCCAUUUAUUGAAAUGGCCAUGGUCAAUGUUAAAGAACAUUUAGAAGUUCUCGGAAAAUUAUCCACCAAAGCUGCUCUUGACGCCGAACAAUGUGCACGCGGAAUUUUAGAUAUGGCAGAUGCAGAUUAUAAUGAAAUUCAAGACAAGAAAAAUUUAUUAAAUACAAUUGAAACUUCUUAUCAGGAAGAUGAGGUCUUUGCAGAUAAUAAAGUUGCAACAUCACAUGGGGAUAUUAAUCAUUCAUCGUUUAAUUUAAGUUCUGACGUCAUCCCUCCACCCUUUUUACCAGAAGACUUUAAAUAUAAGCCCCAUAUUGCAAAUUUAAGCCCAUUAGACCAUAAUGAAAAGCCCAAGAUUAAAGCUACAAAGGAUUCCCGUGCUUACGAUAGGAUGUAUUAUUAUUAUCAAUCCGAAGAUGGGCAACAUAUUUAUUUGCAUCCAUUAGAUAUUCGUGUCUUGAAACAAGAAUUUGGAUCGUAUAAUCAAUUCCCAAAUGAUAUCACCGUUCGUAUUCUUGGCGUUGACGAAUCUACAAUGACCGAGGAUCUUCGUAAGCGUUGUAAAUACCUGAGUCAUUUACCUUUGGGUUGUGACGUAACUUUUCUCGAAGUAGAUUUGAAAGGAUUCGUUUCAGAUAAUUCGUUGAAGGUUUUUGAAAGUGAAUUAAGACAACGUUACAAUCGACGCAAAGAAAAGGCACGUAAAGAAGAAUGGCCACAUGAACUGGCCGUUCGAAAGGAACGACAAAAAGAAAUUCAACAGGAAUCGCUUAGCUCCGAUUCAUUUUUUCAGCCUUAUUCUUACCGAGAAUCUGGUAGUAGAUCUGGGACAGCGAAUCAAGAAUCUUCCGACACUAAUGAGAAUGUACAUGGUAGUAAAAAUAGCAAACCUGAUGAUCAGUACAAUGGGCCAAAAACAGUAUGGGGAACGCCAGCCGUAUCCUUUCCCAUUGUUACAAAAACCAAGGAGUCCGCCGAAGAUGAUGAUGAACAAGAUUUAUGGGAUUAUCCGGAAGAGGAAAUAUAUGUCGGUAAAAAGCAGAAAAAGAAAAAAUUGGUUUUAAUGUCUACAAUUGGUAAAAGACAACGAUAA
Molecule: messenger RNA, 3036 nt
Organism: Funneliformis mosseae
Lineage: Eukaryota; Fungi; Glomeromycota; Glomeromycetes; Glomerales; Glomeraceae
Source: the annotation of a GenBank genome assembly